Alternaria burnsii is the source of this 159-nucleotide messenger RNA. RefSeq lists its product as uncharacterized. The annotation marks the transcript as partial. The record is from RefSeq and is a predicted model, not a curated record. The transcript has a single exon. NCBI's taxonomy places the organism in Eukaryota, Fungi, Ascomycota, Dothideomycetes, Pleosporales, Pleosporaceae.
CCGAGUUGUUGGCUUUUACAGAGAUCCCGUAGACAGCUUCUCUCGCCCCGUAAAUACUGCAGAGAGCUGGGCGGCCUACCAUUUCGAGAUGCAUGCUCGGAAAUGGGCAUACUGUCACAAUCCUUACAAAGUUCAUCGCAAUCACGAAUAGUUAUGUGA